Messenger RNA from Monopterus albus (swamp eel), 3188 nucleotides. It is a transcript of the gene ints8, whose product is annotated as integrator complex subunit 8. Bases 106 to 3093 code for a protein of 995 amino acids. Gene Ontology annotation, biological process: snRNA 3'-end processing. The transcript has 28 exons. Lineage: Eukaryota; Metazoa; Chordata; Actinopteri; Synbranchiformes; Synbranchidae. The record is from RefSeq and is a predicted model, not a curated record. Gene Ontology annotation, cellular component: integrator complex.
CUCCAGCAGUCAUUGUGUAUCGGUUCCGUCACUUGUCUUUGAGGGUUUUCUUUAGCAUUAGCACUUAUAUCCCCUGUUUAUUCAUUUUGUCCUAUUAAGGGGAGAAUGAGUGCGGAAGCUGCAGACCGAGUAGCUGCAGUGGGCAACAGUCGGCCCAGCACCCCUCUGCAGACGUCAUGGUUCGAGUUCCUCCUGGAUGGCAGCCUGCUGGAGAAACACCUGCAGAAAUCAAACCCAGACCCGACACCAGCGCAGCUGAUCAUCCAGUUCCUGGAGCAGGCGUCAAAGCCAUCUGUGAAUGAGCAGAAUCAGGUGCAGCCUCCAGCAGACAAUCGCAGGAACCGCACCCUGAAGUUGCUGGCUCUGAAAGUAGCCGCCCACAUGAAGUGGGAUCUGGAUGAACUUGAGAAAGGCUUGACCACACCAGUGUUAAAUAUGUUACUGAACGAGCUCCUGUGUGUGAGCAAAGUGCCACCAGGCGUGAAACAUGUGGACCUGGACCUCUCAACUCUGCCUCCUACCACAGCCAUGGCUGUUAUCAUCUACAACCGCUGGGCCAUCAGAACCAUAGUGCAGAACAGUUUUCCAGAGAAGCAGACCAAACCCGGACCUCACCAGAUGAACAUGUUAAGUAUUGUGCAGCAGGAGAAAGAAAUGACGGACAACAUCCUUUGUGUGCUGAAAGAACAGGCGACUGACUCGAUCAAUGUUCUGGAAGGAGCUGUGCGGCUGAAGAAAGACUUCUACGUUCACACCCUGAGGACUCUGGACCUGCUGGCUGCUGAUGCGGCCGCCAACGGAGAGACGGAGUCCUCGACAGCGGGGCUUCGCAUCAGUGCUGACGAGCUGCACUGUCAGGUGCAUUAUGAUCUGGGAGGUAUUUUCUUCCAGCAAGGCUGCACAGACCAACCAGCCUUUGAGAAAGCUAGGGAUCACUUCAGACAAACAAAGGAGCUGUUGAAGAAGCUGGACUCGACUGUUCACGUCCACCUGGAUGAGAAGCGUCUGGCCGGUUACUGGAACGCAUGCAAAGCUUUGACAGGAGACUGUGACCCCUCUGACUCCCAAACCACACCCUACGAUCAGAUCAACACUCUGAUCCGGGUACACAACUACCAGGCUGUCAUCGAAGCCUUCAUCAAAGACAACGCAACCCGCAGUUUGCCGAGCCACUUCCGACGCUCUGUGCUCAGGGAGUUCAUGUACAAAGUCCAACAAGGGGAAACAGGCCUGGACGAGGUUUGCCACAAGCUCUGUGUGUGCAACGCAGUCCGAGAUGCUCUGGAAGGAGAAGUGCUGAGUGUGCGUUUCCAGCAGCUGCUCCUCAAGCCCAGCAAACGAAUGGUGGACUUCAUUUUAGAGGUCUGCACACGUUCACUGGAAAAGGAGCGUCCGUCCAAAACAUCCCGAAGAAACAUGGCCAUUUUCAUGAAGACUCUGUGUGAAAGCUUGCAGGAGCUGCCUCUGGUGUUUGUGGUGUCAUCUCAUAAGCUCUUCACGGAGCUGCUGAAAGAGGAGGAGAGGAAGCUCCUGGUGGAGCAGAUGAGGAGGAGGUCGGCCACAGUCAAUCUGAGCGCCAAACCCCUGCCUUCCUUCUAUGACAUUCCAGCUUCGGCCAGUGUGAACAUCGGGCAGCUGGAGCAGCAGCUUAUCCUCUCCCUGGAGCCUCGCAGGAUCAGACAGAUCCUUAUUGAACUUCAUGGCAUGGCCGAACGGCCCUUCUGGAGGGUCAACAGCAAGUGGGAGGUUCCUCCAGACUACAUCACUGUAAUCCUCAGUAUUAAAGACAAGGUGACCAAGGACCUGGUGUACAUCCUAAUGGCCAAAGGACUCCACUGCAUUUCAAUAAAGGACUUUAUCCACGCGCGGCAGCUGUUCUCGGUCUGCCUGGAGCUGGUUACAGAGUUCUCCCCGAAGCUGAGGCAGGUGAUGCUGAAUGAGAUGCUGCUGCUGGAGGUUCGAGCGCACGAGACGGUGGCAGCCGAGGGCAGCAAGGAGCGGCCGCCCCCUGACCUGGUCAGCAGGGUCAGAGGUUACCUGGAGAUGAGGAUCCAUGAUCUGCCACUGCGUCAGGUGGUAGGUGAGGAGUGUGUCGCCUUCAUGUUGAACUGGAGGGAGAACGACUACCUGACUCUGCAGGUGCCACCGUCUCUGGUCAUGAACAACCCGUACAUCAAGCUCGGUCAGCUCCUGGCAUCCACGUGCAAGGAGCUCCCCGGUCCCAAAGAGAGUCGCCGCACGGCCAAGGAGCUGUGGGACGUGGUGGUUCAGAUCUGCAGCAUGUCCGUGCAACAUAAGAGGAACAGCGACGGCCGAGUGGGCCUCAUUAAACAUAGAGAGUCCUCUAUGGGCAUCCUGCACAGGAGCAAAUUCAUCACUUUCAUCAAAAAGCUUAGAGAGCCUUUGGUGCUGACAACUCUCAUCUCAUUGUUUGUGAGGCUCCACAGCAUAGUGCGGGAUGAUAUUGUAAAUGAGGUGACAGCAGAACACCUCUCCAUCUGGCCGUCGUCUCUUCCAAAUAUACAGGCAGUAGAUGUGGAAGCUGUGGCUGUGACUGUCAAAGAGCUGGUGUCCUACGCUCUAACUCUGAACCCCAACAACCAAUCGUGGCUCAUCACGCAGGCCGACAUCUACUUCGUGACAAAUCAGUACUCGGCUGCCCUGAACUUCUACCUCCAGGCUGGAGCCGUGUGCUCUGACUUUUUUACCAAAGCUGUGCCCCCCGAUGUCUACACCGACCAGGUUUUGAAGAGGAUGAUCAAGUGCUGUUCGAUGAUGAACUGCCACACACAGGUUGCCAUCCUCUGCCAGUUUCUGAGAGAAGUCGACUACAUGACAGUAUUCAAAGCUCUUCAAGAACAGAACAGUCAUGAUGCCAUGGACUCAUUCUAUGACUAUAUCUGGGACGUCACCAUCCUGGAAUACCUCACAUAUAUUCACCACAAACGAGGCGAGACUGAGAAGAAACAAAUAGCAAUAAAAGCGAUUGGCCAGGCAGAGCUGAACACCAGUAACCCCGAGGAAGUGCUGCAGCUGGCUGCACAGAAGAGGAAAAAGAGGUUCCUGCAAGCGAUGGCUAAACUCUACUUCUAGUAGACAUGAACCAGUGUUGGACUCUGGGAGGGAGGGAAUAUACAUUUUUAUUUUGUGGUAGAAAAUAAACUUCCAAAUGAAUAGACCAUGUGCAA